AUGUACUAUGCUGAUCGAAGUAUUCGACCAAAAGAUCUUUUUGAAGGUGACAUCACAUUAACAGAUAUCAAUAAUUUUCAACAUUCAUAUACUCCAACAUCAUGUUUAAUGAUUAGUCGAUAUAGUGAUACAAUUAUUAUCGUUAAAAAAGAAUCCAACAAAUUAUUACAGUAUACGGGUGAUGCAUAUUCAGUUGCUGCUGAUUUAUCAUACACAAAAUUAAAUGAUAUUCUAGAUACCAGUAGCACAAUUUUAAUUUUUUAUCGUCAGAAUCUCAAUAAGACUGCUCAAGGGAAGAUGAAGAUCGUCUCUCGUACCGAUGUUGAUGGUGCAACACAUUUACUUAUUCAAGACGGUGAUAGAUUCUUUUCGAUUAAACCGAUGACAAAAGCAGUGCCAGAUAAAACAAGUACCUGA
Molecule: messenger RNA, 417 nt
Organism: Rotaria socialis
Lineage: Eukaryota; Metazoa; Rotifera; Eurotatoria; Philodinida; Philodinidae
Source: the annotation of a GenBank genome assembly